Nilaparvata lugens (brown planthopper) is the source of this 1973-nucleotide messenger RNA. RefSeq names its product ecto-NOX disulfide-thiol exchanger 2. The transcript has 10 exons. Gene Ontology annotation, biological process: ultradian rhythm. Gene Ontology annotation, molecular function: RNA binding; protein-disulfide reductase activity. Gene Ontology annotation, cellular component: plasma membrane; external side of plasma membrane. NCBI's taxonomy places the organism in Eukaryota, Metazoa, Arthropoda, Insecta, Hemiptera, Delphacidae. The record is from RefSeq and is a predicted model, not a curated record. Bases 311 to 1885 code for a protein of 524 amino acids.
AGUUUUCUCGGUAGAAUUGGAAUUUGAUUGUGGUGUUCAUUUUCAUUAUCAAUAGUUAAAACCAUCCAGGUCUAUAUUAUAUUAUGGAAUAUAGUGUAUUUUUGCAUUUUUUUAAAUUUAGCUGUAAUUGAACAAGAUGGAGUUUAACAAUUUUGUAUAAUUGUUAUAUUAUUUUUUAUACUUUGAGAUGUGCUUAGCUUAUCAGUUUUUGUUAGAAGUGAGAAGUUUUAUUUCUUAAUGCAAGUUAAUGUGAACCAGUCAGUUCCAUAACAGAGCUAUUUCAUAACAAAGUGUACAUUAAUAAUUGAAAAUGUCUUUCAACUUUCAUGGGAAUCCUCCUCUUCCAAUUAACUCAGUACCUCCACCUCCACCUCCUUCCAUGGGUCCUCACAUGCAAAUGGCACUCAUGGGGCCUCAGCAAGGUCACCAGCUUGGACCGGCAUUGAUGCAUGGGCAAAUGGUUCCCCCGAUGAUGGGCCCUGCAAUGAUGGGACCGCAGGGAUUCGCAAUGGGCCCCGGACCCAUGAUGCCCUCCGGCGUUGGAGGGCCGGGGCCUAUCAUGAAUCCCAGUCUGAAUGACGCCCCGCUCGAAUUCAAUACUAAUAAGAAUAAACCCCCUAUGCCAUUAACUAGUGAAGAGAUGAACAGAAACGCAGCUAACUUGCAAGAUGACGUUGUCAUAGAAAUAGUAAAUCGAGAUGGAAGACGUGAGUGGGAGAGAGACAGAGAUCUCAGAGAUAGAGAUAAGGACAGAGAUGCCCGUGAAAUUAUCAGGAGGAACAGAGACAGAGGCAGAGAUCGUGAAAGAGAUAGAAGGGAUGAUCGUGACCUGAGAGAGAGCACAACCAGUAGUUGUAGUCCGAAUACAAACGAUAGCGGAGGCGGCGGUAGUCUCCGAGAGAACGGCGCGUCGCCGUCAAUGCAGGGGGCGGCACCUGGUGGCAACAUGGGGGCGUUGCCGCCUCCGCCAUGGGCUGCAGCCAUGAUGGGCGGUAUGCCAGGAUAUUCGGCGGCCAUGCUUGGCAUCAAUCACAUGAUGCCAUCGCCCCAUGGCAUCAUGGAUCCCGCCAUGAUGAUGGGACAGUACGGCAUUAUGGGUGGCGGAAUGCUGGGUGCGGACGGGAUGAUUUUGGCGCCAGACGGAUCCAUCAUUACCCCAGGUGGGGACGCCACACCCACCAAGGAGAUUAUUCACUGCAAGUCAUGUACCCUCUUCCCCCCUAACCCAAAUCUGCCCCCGCCUACCACGCGCGAACGCCCCCCCGGCUGUAAGACCAUCUUUGUCGGCGGUCUGCCCGAAAACGCCACUGAGGAAAUGAUACGAGAGAUUUUUGGUCGAUGUGGAGAAAUGCUCACGGUUCGACUGAGUAAUAAAAAGUUCUGCCACAUCAGAUAUGUCCAUGAGUCAUCGGUUGAUGAAGCUCUCUAUUUCUCAGGGUACAAGAUGCGCAUCGGUUCGCACACAGAUUUGGCGCACAGUGGCCGUUUGCACGUGGACUUUGCGCAGGCGCGCGACGACCAGUACGAGUGGGAGUGCAGACAGCGGCAGGCGCAGCGCGAACAGCGCCAUCGCGAUCGCGUCGAACAGGAGCGCAUGCGCGUGCCAUCGCCUCCACCUGUUGUACACUACACCGACCACGAGGCCAGUCUCGUCGUCGACAAGAUCAAGAAUGACGAAACGUUCACGAAAGCAAUGCAAGUGGUGAUCACUUGGCUAGAGCGUGGAGACUGCAACAAGCGCAACGCAAACACGUUCUACUCUAUGAUACAAACUACCAACUCGCAUGUGCGCAGGCUGCUCACUGAGAAGAGUCAAUUCGAACAGGAGUUACAGAAAGCCAAGGAUCUCAUGAAGGGACGUAUGCAUGGCAUAAUCAUGCAGUGAAAUUAAAACAAUCGAGUUGCAAGAGAAUUUAAAUGCUGGAUUUGAUGAGGAAAUGGAAGUAUCCGAUUCUGAAGAUGAUGGUCCAAGG